Laetiporus sulphureus 93-53 is the source of this 2173-nucleotide messenger RNA. RefSeq lists its product as uncharacterized. Lineage: Eukaryota; Fungi; Basidiomycota; Agaricomycetes; Polyporales; Laetiporaceae. The transcript has 6 exons. Gene Ontology annotation, molecular function: FAD binding. Bases 199 to 2037 code for a protein of 612 amino acids. The record is from RefSeq and is a predicted model, not a curated record.
CCCGCAAACGUUUCCGUUCGGUGACGGUCUCAGACCCAACUUAGGCCCAUAAAUCAGCUUUCGUGGAGCACUCUCGGGCGCGUUCCUUCUCACUGAUCUCUCUCCCCACCUCCAUCGUUGGUCCCUCCAGCUACCUCGUAAUUCAAGAAACGCUUUGAAAACAUUUGGCUGGAACUUUAGCAGGCACCAGCCGCAGAAAUGACAUCUUCAACUCUGCCCCAGACCGUUGACGUGCUUCUUGUCGGCGGAGGCCCCAUUUCCCUAACCGCGACAUACAUCCUUGCAAAAGCCGGUAUCAGUGUCUUAGCCAUCGAGCAGCAUGACAAGUCUGAACAAGCAUUAUAUGGUCGCGCAUGUAUGCUGUAUGCUCGAUCGCUGGAGCUGCUCAGCCUCAUCGGCGUGUACAGCCGGAUUGCUGAUGUAGGCUUCGUGGUGAGAAACGCCACUACCUUCAAAGACGGCAAACGAGUUCCUGCCCGAGGUUGGAGCUUCGUCCAGAAUGCCAUCAAAGGCAAGACCUAUUUCGAUUACAGCUUUAGCAUCCGCCAGAAAUACAUCGAAGACGCUCUCCGGGAUGCUAUUGCCGAGUUCGACCCAGCCGCAGUACAGUCCCCUGCUAAGUUGUUGGAUUUUUGCGUUGGCGAUUCUCAGGAAUAUCCCAUUGCUGCUACCGUGCAGUUUCGUUCUGAGAAAGCAACGGUCCAUUGCAAAUAUCUCAUUGGAGCUGAUGGUGGCCGAUCAUCGGUACGGACCCUGAGCAAUAUAUCCUUCCCGGGAACAUUGUCGACAAAUAAGUGGGUCCGGCUCGAUGCGAUCGUGCGUACCAACAUGCCGGAGAGCAGGCGAGUCGGUGUCUCGAUUGAGUCGCGUCAUCACGGGAACGUCUUGUGGACACCGACGGAUAAUGGCCGUACUCGCAUUGGGUUCGUGUGUCCUGAUGCACUAUACGGCGAGCACGGAGAGAAUGUUACCGCAGAAACGGUCAUGGAAGAGGCACGAAAGGCAGUGGAGCCGUUCUCGCUGGAGUUCGUAAAGCUGGACUGGUGGACGGUGUAUCAGAUCGGCCAGCGAGUCGCCGAAACCUUCAAGAAGGGCCGCGUGUUCUUGGCUGGAGAUGCAGCACAUACGCACUCGUCAGGCGCUGCACAGGGCCUGAACACUGGCCUGCAUGACGCCACGAACCUUGCGUGGAAACUGGCCGGCGUUCUUAAGGGCUGGUUCGACGAGGAGAUCCUUGAUACGUACAACUCUGAGCGUCGCGCAUCUGCUCUGCAUCUCAUCGAGCUCGAUCGAGACAUCGCCUCCCUCAUCUCUGGCAAAAUACCUGCACAUUACAACCCGCCUCCUGAUGCCGACGUCAAUGCCUACCUUGAGCGAGUGUUCAACAUGAAUUCCGCAUUCUCCGUCGGCCUGGGCGUCUCGUACCAGGAAAACAUGCUGAAUCGUCCUAACUCCGCGCCACAAACUCAUUUAAUAGGCGCGCGCGCUCCCGAUGCUCUUGUGUUCGAAUUAGGCUCGUUCGUCCCGCGUCGGUUGCAUGAAUUCAUGCCGUAUCAAGGGCGCUUCUGGAUUAUGAUCUGGGCAGGCGAGCUGCAGGUCUUGCAGGAUGCAGUGCAGCUGUCCGCAGCGUCCCAGCGGAAGUAUAAUGCGCUUCGCGAGCACAUCGCUUCUCCACGCUCGUUCGCACACACGCGGGCGCCUGCGUUCUCCUACCUCACGAUCGUAAGAGGAACCGAUGCGAUGCAAACCUCAGAGGUUCUUGGGGCGGAGCCGUUUGGAAGGACCGUCUACGAUCAUACGGGGGAGGCGUUCGACAGAUACGAUGUGAAUGCGGACGAAGGAGCGAUUAUUGUCGUUCGCCCGGAUGGCAUCGUGUCUCUGCGUGUGCCGCUAGCUCGUCCAGAAGAGCUCGAUGUGUACUUUGCGAGAAUUCUUCGUCCUUGCGAACAGCAAGUUAAGGACGUAGAGCAAAGUACUCAAGGGAUCGGCGAGAUAUCGUUGGAAGGACGGAAGGAAAUAACCAAGCUUUCGGAGUGAUUGUAACGCGGGUUGGUCAGAUUUAUCGUCUUUGUGUUAGCGUUAUAUGAGAUUGUGUCGGAAUUGUGUGCUCUUGCCACUGAAUGUACGAUAGUAGUAGUGCGAAUGCUAUGCCGUGAAUGGCUGAUCAUCAUAA